This is a messenger RNA of Amborella trichopoda, 807 nucleotides long. RefSeq names its product Ribosomal protein L12/ ATP-dependent Clp protease adaptor protein ClpS family protein. The record is from RefSeq and is a predicted model, not a curated record. Gene Ontology annotation, biological process: protein catabolic process; proteolysis. NCBI's taxonomy places the organism in Eukaryota, Viridiplantae, Streptophyta, Magnoliopsida, Amborellales, Amborellaceae.
UCAUUACGCCAUUCUUACAGUGCCUGGAAACCAGGUCUCUGUUGCUUGAAUAAGGCCAGCAAUGGAGACCGCCAUUUGUGGGAGAAUCACCCUCUCCGCAAAUCAACUUCUAAACCCUAAAUCAGGUGAUAAGCUGCUUCUCCUAAAAGGAACAUGCCCAAACCGAGGCACUAUUAUGAUGGUAUCAGCGAGUGGACCAGGCAAAGGUGGUGGCUUGUUGGAAAGACCAACCAUUGAGAAAACCAGCCCUGGCCGAGAAUCUGAGUUUGAUUUGAGAAAAUCAAGGAAAACAUCCCCUCCAUAUCGUGUGUUACUGCAUAACGACAACUAUAACAAGAGAGAGUAUGUUGUCCAAGUGUUGAUGAGAGUUAUUCCAGGAAUGACCCUCGACAAUGCAGUCAAUAUAAUGCAAGAGGCCCAUUAUAAUGGGAUGGCAGUGGUAAUUGUGUGCGCACAGGUUGAUGCAGAAGAACAUUGUAUGCAAUUGAGGGGUAAUGGCCUGUUAAGUUCAAUCGAGCCAGCAGGAGAUGGGUGCUGAUACUAUGCAGCCAAUGCAUGUUGCGUUUUGUAGUUGCUAAUACUAUAGGGCUGGCUGGCUGGCUGGCUGUAAUUUAUUUGUAAAUAAAUAGCUUGGGAAUGACCCAUACAUAUUAUAUCCACGAUUAUGUACAGUUGAUUACUUUUGUAGAACCCUAGUGAAUAAGCGCAGAUGGGGGAAUAUUUCUCUCCACUUUUAGUUAGUAAUGUCUUGGAAGGCCCUUUUUUUUUUUUUGAUAAAAUUGGGGUUCAUUUUCCAUGGAGGUAUGA